UUCAAGUCUCGCCAGGCUCAAACAAGCGGGCCCAUCAACUGACAGAGUCACUCACAGGCUUUACCAUCUCGCCAUACCGAGACUACCUGCCGAACGGAUCAUUACUCUAUUGUCAAAUUCAUUACAACGGAUUAUUUGGCUCCAUAAUCACCGGGCACUUGUCACGCACCACCUGCCCUCAGUUCUCAGGAAACACCAUGGCGACCCGACGUAUUGUCGCCUCGGAGAAAACCAUCCUCGAAAAGGACGAUGUGGUCGGCUCCAGUCCUGCUGCUGGCGACAAGUCUAACAUCACCCCGGCCGUGCCGAUGGACGUCAUCCUAAAGCUACUCGGAUUCACCUUCGCCAUGAUCGUCCUGCCCAUUGGCACCUACUUCGUGACGGUCGAUUUUCUCUUCAAAGGCAAUUCUACAUUUGCCGGAGCUCUGGCUGCGGUUAUGGCCAAUGUGGUUCUCAUCAGUUAUGUCAUUGUUGCCAUGAAGGAGGAUCAGAGCGACCAACUGGAGGCCAAGAAGGAACUGAAGAAGGACCGCUGAAGCCUACGCAAAAUGUAUGCGCCUGUACAUUUCCCCUCACUUGAUGAUGUGGAAUGUAUUCAUUUACCUCAGGAACGAAUUAUGCCACAGUGCGUUUUCGUUACUCAUGGAGCGUAGUACAAUCGGAAGGAGUGGCGUACAAUCGAUUCUAUUGUUGGGAUAGACCACUUCACGGAUUCGAGUUCUUCUACCAAGUCAUUGUUUUGAAAACCAUCGCAUUGUCGUGAAAAGGCAUAAUUAC
Molecule: messenger RNA, 777 nt
Organism: Colletotrichum destructivum
Lineage: Eukaryota; Fungi; Ascomycota; Sordariomycetes; Glomerellales; Glomerellaceae
Product: Putative vacuolar ATPase assembly integral membrane protein Vma21
Exons: 3
Coding region: 198-536 (112 amino acids)
Biological process (GO): vacuolar proton-transporting V-type ATPase complex assembly
Cellular component (GO): endoplasmic reticulum membrane
Source: RefSeq, a predicted model, not a curated record